AAACACCCUGGUUGUAACCGUAGAGCAAACCGCCCAAGCACGCAAACGUCGCGAUACCGACGACGCGCAGGUUCUGGAAAAACGCCAGCGGCCCCGUCGACCGGGCGAGCGCCAGCCGGCGCUUCAGGGCCGCAUCUUCGGUCUGCGAGUACACAGGAGCCAUGGCCGCAGGCAAGCUGUCGCUGUCGGAGAGCCAGGGAGCAGUUGAGGAGCAGACGAACGAGCGAGCAGGGCGUGCAUCUCCGACCGGGCGUUCGUUUAUAUUGUUUUCGGACCGACCGUUUUGGCCAGCUGCAUCGGCGGCGCAUUCAGGCUGAAUGCUCGCGAGCCGGAUAA
Rasamsonia emersonii CBS 393.64 is the source of this 336-nucleotide messenger RNA. RefSeq lists its product as uncharacterized. The record is from RefSeq and is a predicted model, not a curated record. NCBI's taxonomy places the organism in Eukaryota, Fungi, Ascomycota, Eurotiomycetes, Eurotiales, Trichocomaceae. The annotation marks the transcript as partial. The transcript has a single exon.